Molecule: messenger RNA, 1812 nt
Organism: Planococcus citri (citrus mealybug)
Lineage: Eukaryota; Metazoa; Arthropoda; Insecta; Hemiptera; Pseudococcidae
Product: lysosomal proton-coupled steroid conjugate and bile acid symporter SLC46A3-like
Exons: 6
Coding region: 203-1600 (465 amino acids)
Biological process (GO): transmembrane transport
Cellular component (GO): membrane
Molecular function (GO): transmembrane transporter activity
Source: RefSeq, a predicted model, not a curated record
ACGUAUUUACCACGUUGCUGUGCAUGUAGAAUUGCCAGCUUACAUAACAGCUAGUCAGUUUACGUUCGCGUUUCUUCAAAAAAUUGUAUAAUAAUUCAUUAUGAUUGAUUAUAAAAAUUUAAUUUGAAUCGAGAAUCGUUCAUUUCGAUAUUACCUAUGUCAGUUUUAAUCUCCGGUGUCUUCGCGUUUAUUUGAUCCAAAAAUGAGGAAUUUCUUCAAGCACGUUACAGUCGAGCCAUCGCUCUUCAUCUACUUCCUGCUGUACGAUUGGAUGGAUGGUUUUCAUACGAAUUUAUUUCUUCAAAAAACAUGCCGAUUUAACCAGACCUUUGAACCUGAUCUCAAUACGCCAUGCGAUGACGAAACACGAGGAACUUUAUUCAUAUCGGAAAUCAGCUCGAAAUACCGUUUCGUAGUCGCUUUGUCGAGUAUCCUUAUAAAAAUUCUGGCCACAUGUUGGAGCGACGAAGCCGGCCAGAGAAGAAGACCUCUCAUAUUUAUGCCAAUGGUAGGACAAAUCUUUAUUGCAUUAUCGGGAUGUUUGCAUUCGUAUUUUUGGCCAUGGUCUUCGUACACAGCUGUGAUAUCUUGGGUGAUACUUGAAAGCAUUACUGGAGGGAUCUAUUUAAUGUUGACGGCUUGUCAUAUAUACGUUUGCGAUGAACAGGAUGCCAAAAACCGUACCAUGAAACUAGGAUUUAUAGGUGCAAUCGAAACGAUCUCAUUGGUAUUGGGCAAAGGCGGAUCAGGAUUCAUUUUACGUAGCUUUGGGUUUUUCUAUUCGUAUUUGAUGUGUUUUGUUUUAUCAGUGAUCUCGUUAAUUUUUGGAUUCGUUUUUAUCAAAGAUACAUCUGUCCCGGUUGAAAAAAAGACAGCUCUGUAUCAUAUUUUAAAUUUAAAACGUGUCAUAGCAAAUAGUUUUAAAAUUGUGUUCAAUAAAAAUUUAGGGCGUAAGCGAAUUAUUGUCUUAUUACAAAUUAUAGCCAAUGUUGCAGUUUACUUUACGAUGUUUGGAGAAUUAUCGGUAUUGUAUCCGUAUCUGAGAUACAGAUUUAGUUGGGACGAACGUCAAUUCAGCACGUUUUUGUUGUAUCGAUUUUCACUAGCAACUGUAGGUAUAUUAUUCUGCUCGAUAGUGCUGAGCAAAUGCUUAAAAGUUCACGAUGGAUUGAUCGGUAUCUUGGCUGGAUCUUUUGACCUGAUUGCGAUAGUUGCGUUGCUCUUUGCCUCGCAAAUUUGGCAAAUUUAUUUGAUUCCACUAAUGGAUUUAUUUCAUGGCACAACGCUGUUUAUUUGCAUAUCGUUUAUGAGCAAAUAUUAUAAUGCCAGUGCAUUGGGUAGACUGAACGCUGUGAAUGGAGCACUAUCAGUAUUGCUACCUCUGAGCUUCCCAGCUUAUAAUACUAUUUACCACGAAACUUUCGAAACUUUUCCAUCCGCAUUUUGCCUUCUGAGUGUUGUACUAGAUAUAGGCAUCAUCCUAUGCUUUUGUGCAUCUUAUUUCCUAGAUAAAAAAUUAGACUCAGAAAAACCUGUAGGUGUUCAAGAUGAAACACGUGACAUGUUACGUAAAAAUGGAACGAAUGAUACUAUUAAAUAGCAUCUAAAUAAUACCAAGCUAGCUAUUCUUAUUUAAUCGACGUAAAAAUCUACCUGUAAUUAGGUACUUGACGUAGGUACCCAAUUGAAGAAGUUGAUAACUUGUUUUGUAAAUACCUGGAUACCUAAUUUUUGAUCAAUGUUUUCUACUAGGUAAGCAAUAUAUUGUGAACCGAUUUUAUCAAAAGCGUAAUAAAAGUAUUUUUGAGCUCU